Messenger RNA from Lates calcarifer (barramundi perch), 5858 nucleotides. RefSeq names its product CTAGE family, member 5 (gene mia2). The record is from RefSeq and is a predicted model, not a curated record. Gene Ontology annotation, molecular function: protein binding. The transcript is spliced from 25 exons. Gene Ontology annotation, cellular component: endoplasmic reticulum exit site; endoplasmic reticulum membrane. Gene Ontology annotation, biological process: endoplasmic reticulum to Golgi vesicle-mediated transport; vesicle cargo loading; protein secretion. Bases 1578 to 4871 code for a protein of 1097 amino acids. NCBI's taxonomy places the organism in Eukaryota, Metazoa, Chordata, Actinopteri, Centropomidae.
AGCAGGUGAGCUAAAUACAGAGAAAAAUACAGUAAACAACCUCCAACAAGCUCAAACUGAGACAGAGACGUUAGGAUUUGAGGAAGACGUUAUGACUGAAAGUGGCCUAAAGACAGCUGUUGAGUCAGAGAAAGAAAGUGAGACUGCAGAGUUUGAGGAGUCAAAGGAAGAGGAAAAGGAGGAGAAGACAGAGGCAGAGAAUGGGAAGAAGGAUGAUUUAAAGGAGGUUGAAGAGAUACAGGAAGAGGAGAAAGAGCAGGAAGUGGAAGAGGGAAAAGAGGAGGAAAAGCCUGAUGAGGCAGAAGAAUUAAAGGAAAAGGAGAAGCAGCAGGAAGUGGGGGAAAUACAAGAGGGGGGGCAGGAAGAGGAGGAGGAGUUAAAGGAAGAGGAAAAGCAGGAGGAAAUGGAGGAGAUUAAAGAAAGGGAGAAACAGGAGGAGAUCAAGAAGUUAGAGGAGGAAGAGAAAAAAGAUGAGGUGGAGGAUAAAGAGAAGAAGCAAGAGGAGGUGGUUGGGUUAGAGGAAGAAGAGAAGAGGGAGAUGGAAGAGUUUAAGGAGGAUGGAAAGCAGGAGAAACAGGAGGAGUUAAAGGAAGAAAAUAAAAAAGAGAAGAAGGAAGGUGAAGAAAAUCAGGUACAGUUGUCUCAUGUGGAGGUGCAGGUGGAAAACACUGGGAUUAGCAGGUCAGAGUCAGAAAGAAGUGAGAUGCAAGAUGAGAACACAAAGACUGAAAAAACACAGGAGGAGGAAGAAAAGGUUGAGGAGGAGAAAAAGAAGGCUGAGGAAAUGCAGCAGGCGAAUGAUGUUGAGGACGACAGGAGGGAAAAAGAGGAAGAGGAGAGGCCUAAAUGUUUAAACGAGCAACAUCCUCAAGCUACUGACAAUCAACCUGUGAGAGACAGAGAAGAAAAUACCUCUGAGGAUGGAUCGAGUUCAGCAGAUGAAGGGACAAACCAACCAGCAAAUGAAAAUGAUCCAAUAUUAGCAGACAGGACAGGAGAGAUUCAGACAACACCCUCUGAGGGAACUGACAGAGACAGAAUACGACAAGAAGAGGAUGGUUUGGAAGCUGGUCAGACAGAAGACGUUGAUCUGCCACAUUCAGGUGAGAAUGGCCACCGUGGUCCGCCUCAUGAAAUUACAGCUGAGAACAGAGAACAUGGUCAUUUGGCAAAAAACACUGACCUCUCUGAUGACAAAGUACUCUAUCAGGGGAAUAAUACAAAGCCUGAAGACACUGAAACUAACAACAGUGAGAAGAAACCAGAGCGCUCCAAUCAUAUGACAGACACAGAGGAGGAUGUUGAUGUAAGAAGGACUGAGAACGUGGAUUCACAAAUGAAGAAUAACAAUGAAGCUACACCUGUUGUCAAAAGCCAGGCUGUCAUAUCUGAACAAAUUGUGCCACAUGUGUCUAAAGAUCCUACUGGAUCUUCACUUCUGUCUGAUGAUCGCAAUAAAAGAACAGCAGAGGCUGAAAGUGGAGGAGCAUUUGGUCUUUUCACAAAUGCCUUUAGUUUUUUCAGCCAAACACCUGUCACUGAAACAAAGGACUCUAUUAAUUCUGCCCUGAGUUUGGAUGCUAAUGCAGAUGAGACAUCUCAGCCACAAGCCUCUCCGACUCUUGAGCAAGAAAUGGACUCUGGCCACUGAUUCAAAUCAGGGAGAUUUGGGCACAGACUCUUCUGUCGGCAUGCCCACAGAGCAGCCACAGCUUUCACCUUCCUCUGCCGAAACCCAGACACCAACUCCAUCCCAUUCUCAUCUCCAUACUCCGUCUCCGAACACAGAAACCCCCCUCCAAACAAAAACCCUCUCUAAGUACUACAAAAACCUACUCGCCUACAUGAGUGCAGAUGAAACAACUAUUUUGCUGGAGUUCUUUGGGCGACACAAGCUGCAGUUUUUGGAUUAUAUGCUGGGAAACUCAGAAACUGUGACUGAAGAUCCUGAUAAUGAUGAAUCUAUACUGUCGGAUAUAGAAAGACUUCUGCAUUAUCACAGGGAGACGCUGGUAGCUCCUAACAUGAGGCUGACAGAUGCACCACAGGAGGACAAGGAAAAGACUAGAAUGCUCAUUGCUCUUCAGAAACUAGAAAUGCUGAUUACAAGAGUGAGAGAGACAUUCAACACGGGAAAAUCAGACACUAGUGAAGGAAACUAUCAAGCUGAGACCAGCUGUGUCGGUGCAUCCUGUUCAACUCACAGUAAAGAUCAAGACAAGAGCAUUGUGGAAGACUCAAGGAAAAUAGGAAAUGUGAAGAAUGAUGGACAAAAGCGUGGAAAAGAGAGAGAAGCUGCUGAUGAAAAAAGAAAAAGAGGUGAAGAAGAGAGCAUGCCCCCUGUAUCCCAUCCUCUCAGUCAGCCAGAAUCAUCACAGCCACUGGAAGGGAUAAUGAAGCAAAUCCUGGACUUGGUUCAUCAGAUCACUGAAGACUCAGCCACUCAUGUUCAUGCAGUGAGGGAGCUCCUCACAUGGAUUACUGUACAGGUUGUAUCAUCGCUGCCUGAUGACAUCAGACCCGGGCCAGACUUGUACGGGGUGCCAUGGGAACCAGUCAUCAUCACCAGUCUGGUGGGGUUGGUGACAGUGCUGUUGUUCACCUGUAGAUGUUACAGCUCUGUCAAAAGCAGAUUGUAUAGAAGUAAAGAGCGGUGGAUGGCUGAACAGGUUGCACAGUUGCUGGAUGAGAAGUGUAAAGUCCUUGAGACUCUCAGUAAAUGUCAACAAGAGCAUGAUGACCUGGAGGAUUCACUGAGGGACAGUGGUGUUUUGGCCCAAACUCAAAAGACAGAACAUCUUGAGGUUAAAGCAAGACAGUUAGAACAUGCUAAAAAGGAGCUGGAGCGGGAUCUUGAACAACUGAAGGAUCAACUGGACCGGCAGAAAGAGCACAGGAUAGAGCAAGAAAGGAGGAUAGCAUUGCUUGAAGAGAGCAUGAAAACAUUUGAAGAGGAAACCAAAAACCUCCAGUCGCAGGAAGAGCAGGCACAAACUACUCUGAAAGUGUACAGUAUGAACAGUGACAGACUCCAGAGGAAACUGGAAACAGCUGGAGAGGAGAACACACUGCUACAGGAGAGCAACGCUCAGUUGAGGCAGCAGGUGGAGGGAUGGGCAGAAAGAGUUAGUGAGUUGGAGGCGGAGAUGCAGAGGUGUGAGGUCGCCCACAGCGCGAUGCAGCAGGAUGUGGCCAAUAAGGAUGAGCGUAUAAUGUCCCUGACAGACCGCCUGCUGAGUAUGAAAGGGUGGAAUUCAGAUCUGGAGGAAGAAGAAGGAGAGGAAGGAGCAGCAAAGGAGACAUCCAAUGGGGCACCAGGAAAAGAAGGAGAGAAUGGAAGGGGGGACCCAACAGACACGCAAGGCCAUUUCCAGAAAGUCCAGAAACUCAUUUAUGCUGCUAAGCUGAAUGCAGACCUCAAAUCAGUCGAUGAAGACAAGGACAGAGUAUUUGCCAAACUGAAUGAUGAAGUCAAAGCUAAAGAAGACCUGCAUGUGAGCAUUAAGGAGCUGGAGAAUGAGAAAUCAUCUCUGCAGUCAGAUGCUGAGCACUACUCCAGUGAGGUCCAACGAUUACAACAGAAGCUCCAGAUUAUGACAGAAAUGUACCAGGAGAAUGAGCUCAAGCUGCACAGACUGCUGACAGUGGAGGAGAAGGAGCGCCUGCAGAAAGAAGAGAAGUUAAAUAAAGCGGACAAAAACAUUGCAAUGGCCAUGGAAGAACUCAACAACUACAGACAACGAGCAGAAGAGAUGGAAGAAGAACUGGAGAAAACCAAACAGUCUUACCAGACCCAAAUAUCAGCACAUGAGAAGAAGGCUCACAAUAACUGGCUGGCAGCCCGAGCAGCAGACAGAGACCUAGCAGACAUCAGGAGAGAGAAUGCCCUCCUGAGACAGAAGUUGACAGACACACAGUUUAAACUAGACGCCCUUGACAAAGAUCCAUACGCCUUGGACAGCCUGGCUAGACCAUUACCUUUCAGAGCUGAAAGGUCACCUUAUGGUCCUUCUCCUCUGGGUCGACCAGCUUCUGAAACCAGAGCUUUUCUGUCUCCUCCUACAUUAAUGGAUGGACCACCUGCUAGAUUGUCCCCCAGAGCGGGUCGUGGUCCCAUGGAGCCCCCAGGUGGCCAAGCAGAGAUGGAGCGGAGUGGAGGUCCUCACUCAGACAGUGGUUCAAUAUCUCCUACAUGGGAGAGAGAUCGCAGGGGACCCCCACCGGGACCUCCAGGACCACUCGGGCCCCCUGGGCCCCUAGGACCUCCAGGUUAUAUGUUUCCAGAACCAGGAGGUCCCAUGUACAGGAGACCUCCUCCUGGCUCCCUCCCACCUGGCCCUCCUCUUCCCCAUCCAAGGGGUUUCCCCUCUGCUGGUCCACCAGGACCUCCCCACCCUGCAGACAUGCAAGAUGGCACAUAUAGAGAAAACAGCCUUGGACCUGGUGAACAGGAACACAGAGAGUCUGGUCCUGGUGAUCGAAGGACUCCCCCUGAAGCAGAUCCAAGGAUUGGGGGCCCACCCCCUCCUGGACCCCCAGUGGGCCCCAUGGAUGGUCCUUUUCCUCGUAGAGCUCCCUAUGGACCCCCACGUCCUGAUUUCUACCCUCCCAGGGGACCUGGGGGCCCUCCCAUGAUGCCUAUGUGGGCUCCUCCACCUCCAGGGAUGAUGUUCCCCCCUCGUUUCCCUCCCGGUGGACCUCCUCUUCCUCCAGGUUCUCAUCCUCGCUACGGUCCCCCCAUGCGGCCCCUUCCACCUGACGGCCUCCCACCUCCAUCCAUGGGUCCUCCUCCUCCUCAGCAGUCCCUCCCCUCCCCACCACACAGCCAGUCACCAGAGGAGCACAGACCAUCACCUGAAGACGCCAUUUGAUCCUGACCAAGUUUCUACCUGAGCUGUGAGAUGACGCAUUUCUGGUCAGUGGUAGAUGGAUGACAGGCAGGUUGCAGUUUUCUACUCUUAUAUUAUCUGUAACAUCUAUUUAUUAACUAGGAGAACAUAUUUAAUGAAUAGUGUUAUCAGACAGGAAACAUCAGCCUUCAUCGUUAGCCUGUUCUUUUGCUGUCUGUCUUUUUCGCUUCUGUCUUUCUCCUCUAGCCUUCUCUCUCUUUGUUAUUCUCACUCUCUGCCCCAUCAUCAUCCAGCUACAUCCCCAAUUGUUGUGGAGUCACGGUGACAGCGGUUAGGCUCUUGCUUACUUGUGUAAAUUCACAGGCAGCCUAAUCUGUAUGUGUGUGUGGGAAUGUUGCCACUUGAACCAGAAACAGUUGUUUGUGUGCUUGAUAAUGCCAGAAAGCUUUUUGAUGCGACUUAGGUUGAAAUGUGUGCAUAUAGAAAUGCUGCAUGUGAGAGAGAAUGGAGUGUAUAUGGAAUCAGUCGACAUUUCAUCCCAAUGGCACAGAAAGAGAAAUCUAAAUGAUCAUGAACUACCAGGGAAGAAAUACAUAUUUGUAUUUUUUAUUACCAACCAAAUUUAGCCACUUAGCAUCUGUUGUUGCUGAAAUGAGAUCACACCAGAUCUUGUUUUCUCUGUGACUGAACUGAGUUGAUCUUAAACUCUCCUACAUAUUCCCCAGCGGUUUUCUUAAAAUAUAAUUACAGUGCAUAACUUAAUUUCACUGACUUUCCUGUGGGAUUUGGAGGUUUCGGAGCAGCUAAUAAACAGUGCUUCUGACCUUGUUACAGUGACUUGCAUACUUUAUGGCCCGUGCUUGAAAAAAGUGGCUGUCGACCUGACAGUCACAGAUUGAUGAAUAAAAUGGACUGACUGGAAGAGAAGCUACCUUCAUAGUCAGAGAACUAUGUGAAUUUUGUAAAAAGUGAUUAUUAAUAGAUGAAUAAAGACUGUCAAAUUGUCAA